Molecule: messenger RNA, 3304 nt
Organism: Chara braunii
Lineage: Eukaryota; Viridiplantae; Streptophyta; Charophyceae; Charales; Characeae
Source: the annotation of a GenBank genome assembly
CCGCGUCGCGGAAAAACCGCGUUUGUCGGCUGACAGGAGAUUGACGAUGAGGACUGAGGAGGAGGGGAAUGAGGAGGGGAAUGAGGAGGAGAGAGGGGUUGAGCACGACACGGGGGUUGAGUAUAGAGCACUGCGCGAGCCCAAUGGAGAAUGGAGGAGGAGGAGUAAGGAGCAAAGAGAAAGCAGCGAUGGCGAACGUGUAGAGAACAAGGAGGAGGAGGGGAAAGGAAACGGGGCAGGAGGAAGCAGGGAGGGAGGGGAGGAGGAGAGGGAGGGACGUGGACUUGAAUACCACCACCAGCAGGAGGAGGAGGAGGAAGAGGAGGAGGAGGAGGAGGAAAGGGAGCGGAGCGAGGAGUUGUUGUMGCGGAAGUUUUGGCGGGAACAACAGAAACUGCCAGCAAUGCAGCCUCCACGUCAGCCACCACGUCAGCCUCCAGGUCAGCCGCCGCUACCUUCGCGCAGCUCCCAGCGAAUGGCGACCGAUGAUGAUCAGAUGAAAUACCACGAUCGCCGAUCCGACAAUCGGACGGCUCUCGCAUUGGCAYUGCUGUUCGUCGGGACGGCCGCCAUCCUCACGCUCGUCGCCGCCUCCGGGAUCCCGGUCGCCGACGCGCGGCCCGUGGAGCAAUUGCACAGCCCGUCGAGGUCGACGGGUCAAGAAUGGACAGUAGCACAGGCCUUGCAUUUUCGUAGGCAGGUGAAGGAGCAGCAGACCGAGCAGCAGCAGCAGCAACAGGAGAAGGAGGAGGAGGAGGAGGAGGAGGAGGAGGAGGAUGGGGGAGAGAAUAUGAAAGAGACGAAAGGCGGGAGCUCAUCGAAACAGAAUACGAGGUGGUGGUCUUCCCCGCUAGUCAUGCCCGGCGGUCAAGAAGGAUGGCGAUCGGGGAGCAGCGGCGAUCUCAAAAACCCAGCGGUGCUUGUCGAUGAGCAGCAGCAGCAGCAGGAGGAGGAGGAGGAGGAGGAGGAGGAGGAACAGGUUCUCGUCGACAACCUAGCGGUGCUCGACGAUGGCGAUCGGGAUCGCGAUGGGCCAACAACCGACGCAGCCUCGUUCGGGGGGAACGCAAGAGCAGGAGGCCGGCUGCUGUCUCCCUCGGCGCRCUCGGCGCACCCCUCCGCGCACGAGGCGGAGGCAACAACAACUUCGACGGCGACGAUGACGGGGAUGAGGAUGAGGAGGACGGACAUGGGAACAACAGUCGAGUCGACGAACCUGCAGGCUUCAUCUUCCCAMGAGGAGGAGGUGGAGCAAGGGGGGGAGAAGGAGAGGGAGAAGGAGAAGGAGAAGGAGGAGGAGGGGUGCGAGAUGCCUUACGGCGUCCUCCCCUGCUCAAGCACUGUCAUCGGUAAUUUGUUCUUGAUGUGGGCCUACGGAUCCAUACUCAUUGCGGCGGCCAGGUUCAUCUCUGAAGGCAGCGAGCUCCUCCUCGAGAUCGUUAAUCCUGGCUUGAUUGGCGGACUUGUCCUGCCUACAUUGGGCGCAUUGCCUGACGCGCUGCUGAUUAUGGUGUCAGGUCUGCGCGGGACGAAAGAGCAGGCGCAGGAGGAGGUGGUGGUCGGGGUCGGGGUCCUAGCGGGCAGCACGAUCAUGAUGCUGAGUCUGGCCUGGGCGGGAUCUGUCAUCGUCGGGAGAUGCGACCUGGCCGGCCCCAAGGCCGAGGCCGUCGAYGGGAAGCUCAGCUUCGGCUGGUCCCCUUGGCGGACAGGUGUCACCACCGACGACGAUACACGUGUCAGCGCCGGGGUCAUGAUUCUCACCGUCGUGCCUUUCGUCAUCAUCCAGAUCCCGUUGAUCGUUCGCCAGUCGCAGGAAGGACCCACGGCCGCUCUCUUCGGACUCAUCUUCGCCUGGGCCAUCCUCAUCSUCUACUUCAUCUAUCAGGUCACCAAUCCCAUCCUGCAGAGGAAGAGGAUCGAGCAGGCAAGGAUAGACCUGGUGCACCACGAGUUCGUCCGYGACCUGUCGGCCUCCGCGAAGAAACUGGGCGGACUGCUGAACGACRACGGUUCGGCGAACAGAGGGGCAAUUGAGAAAUUGUUCGACAAAGCCGACAYRGACGGCAACGGCCAUCUGGAUCCCAACGAGGUCAGGGUGUUGCUGUUGGGACUGGCGCCUGACGUGGCGAGCAGCGAGGACGGCCACGUGGAAGAACGAGCGUCGAACAUUUUCCAAGCGAUGGAUCUGAACUCCGACCGGCGCAUCACGAAGUCGGAGUUCGUCCCGACGCUGACGACCUUUUUGGAGAYGAAGAGGCGUCUGGACAGGGAGAACCUGAUGCACAUGCACAAGCAGGAGUUCUGGGUGGAGGAGACAGAGAAGCAGAGGCUAGUGUACUCAGAACUAGUGGCGAUGGCGGCGGAGGAGAUGGAAGAGGAGGGGGAAUCGGCGGGGGGGGAGAAGACGUUGAGCAAGCGGGAAGUGUAUUUCUGGGCGGUGCUGUAUAUGGCGCUGGGGGCGGGAUUGGCCGCGGUCUUCGCGGAUCCGGUAGUCUCGUCGGUAUCGGGAUUCUCCAGGUCRUCGGGAAUUCCCGCCUUUUUUGUGGCCUUCGUGGUCACCCCUCUGGCGUCGAACUCGAGCGAGAUUGUGUCGUCGUUCAUCUUCGCGAUGAAGAGGAAGAGGYGCUGCAUGUCRCUCACCCUCAGCCAGGUGUACGGAGCCGUGAGCAUGAACAACACCCUCUGCUUGGGGAUCUUCUUGACCGUCGUGUUCGCACGUGGGUUGACGUGGCAGUUCUCCAGCGAAUCGCUGGUUAUCCUGAUAGCAGUGCUAGUUAUGGGGUCGAUGGGAUACUCGCGCCGAACUUUCCAAUUGUGGAUGGCCGUUCCUGUUCUGGCACUCUACCCGCUCACGCUGGCAAUCAUCUACUUCUGUGACACCUUCCUAGGGUGGAAAUAGUUAUACAUUUCUAUAUAUAGAUAUGUAUGUGUGUGUGUGUGUGUGUGUGUGUGUGUGUGUGUGUGUGGCUCUGUGUGUGUGUGUGUGUGUGUGUGUGUGUGGUGACAUUUGCUAUAAACUACAUUUGCUAUAAACUACUCCACAAAGAAAAUCAUGACCGUGCCAGACUGUUACGUCGGACUUUCACCCACUCAUCAGGAGGGUUGUGUGUGUGUGUGUGUGUGUGUGUGUGUGUGUGUGUGUAUUUACAUAAACGGAUAUGUAGAUUGAGAUAACGAGUAUAGAGAGAGAGUUUUGGAACUUGGUUGGAUUUGCGCUUGCAGGUGGGGUGAUGUGUUGUUGUUUUUUUCCCUUUUUUUCUGGUUUUGCACCUUGCUUGGGUGCAAAUAAAAACAAUGUGUGUAC